Molecule: messenger RNA, 4667 nt
Organism: Diospyros lotus (date-plum)
Lineage: Eukaryota; Viridiplantae; Streptophyta; Magnoliopsida; Ericales; Ebenaceae
Product: phosphatidylinositol-3-phosphatase myotubularin-1-like
Exons: 14
Coding region: 1281-3470 (729 amino acids)
Biological process (GO): dephosphorylation
Molecular function (GO): phosphatase activity
Source: RefSeq, a predicted model, not a curated record
UUUUUAUACAUAUUAUCUGAUUAUGGAUGACCUAGCUUGUAUGAUGUUGAUCAAUUCUUUUCUUCUUUUUCCCCAAGUAUAGCAUUGACAUGGCUAUUAACAUCAUGUUUUUCAUUAUGUAUUAACAGUGUGAUGUGUAGACCCGCCUCUAAUACCUUUUUUCUUUUCUUUUCAUUUUUAUUAAUGUUGAAUUAAUUGUGUAACUAUCAAAGAUGUUACUCAUAUAACCAAGGCAGGAUGGUUAAGUGGAGAAGUACAUCCAGUAUUUUAUGUGAUCGUAAAAUCCUUUAAAGCUAAAAGUUAGUUUGAAAGGACAGGCAUAAGAUCAUCUUUGUUUAUAGUGCAAAAUGUUGGGUAGUUAAGUAUCAAUAUGUGCAAAAUAUGAGCAUGGCUGUGAUGGGAAUAUUAUGUUGGACAUGAGGCCAUACAAGAAAAAGCCAAAUAAGAAAUGAGAUCAUAUGUAAUAAAGUUGGAGCACUGCCUAUUGAAAAUAAGUGUGGGAGUCAUGAGUAAAGUGGUUGGAUAUGUGAAAUAAGACCUAUCAAUGCACUUGUGAACGGAGUGGAUAAAAUGGAAGAAGUUUAUAGAGAGCGAGUGAGGGAAACUCUAACGGACGAAGGAUAUAAUAGCCUCAUAUUUGAGAUGCCUUUUUUUCAUAUUUGCUCCUGUUGUCUACUUGUCUUUCUAGGAUUUAUUUUGCUUAGCUCAAAAUUUUGACAUCUAGCAGGCCUGGCUUGUAUUUGAUAUAAUUGCUAUCAAUACUGGGAUUUUUAUCAUUUGCAGUUUUUAAAGCUUAAAGUUUAUCUGGUAGUAUUUGAAUGCAGUUUUCCUUUCUUUUUCUUGACAAGUAAGUGGAUAUAUACUACGUAUAUUAUAUAUAAGCCACCAGAAUGUGGGGGCAAUCUCCAUACAAAUAGGAGAAUUGCCUAAAGUGCUUGACCAAAAAUAUAUGUAUAACUAAAUAAAAUAAAUAAAAGGACUUUGGAAAGCUAAGCAAAUCCUCCUUAAGCCAAACAAACAGAGAAACAAGAAGAUUCCUUUAACACAAAAAACUGACUCUCUAUACCUUCAAAGACACUCAAUUUUUUUCGUGCUAGAUGUAGUACCUGAUGGAGAAAGGAACCAAUCUCCAAUCACUAAAAUACCUCCUACUUGGACAAGCCCAGCUCUAAGGACCUCACAGAAGUUAGCAUCAGCCAUGCGCAUCAGAAACACAAACAGGGGAAAAACAAUUCUAAAUAUCACAGGACACUGUACCAUGUAAUAAUAGAAAUGAGCAAAUGACUACUUUAUAUUCCUCUUACAUAGAUAGUGUCUCUUCACUGGACCGAGGCUUGGCAGCGGUCGUUUGGUGUUAUCAGAGACGCACUGUGUUUGAGGCAUUGCUGAGGUGUACGAGGCCAACAAGGCUCUGGGAUAUCUAUGCUUUUACCUCUCACCCUUCCAGAUUCAGGAACACUAAUCCUAAGACGCGGUUGCUAAUUGAGUACUUUAGGCUUCUUGGAGUGGGUUCUUAUCAUGCAUCAACGACCUUUAUUGAAGAUGAGUCUUUCACUCUGUCAAAUGAAUGGUGGAGAAUUAGUUCCAUGAAUUCAAACUACACUAUGUGCCCAACUUAUCCAUUUGCCUUGCUUGUUCCCAAGUGCAUUAGUGAUGAGGAAGUGCUCCAGGCUUCCAUGUUUCGUGCGCGGUGUAGGUUGCCUGUAAUUUCAUGGUGUCAUCCAGAAACUGGAGCUGUUCUUGCACGGUCAUCCCAGCCAUUAGUUGGUCUCAUGAUGAAUAUGAGGAGCAAUGCUGAUGAAAAGCUUGUUGCUGCACUUCGCGCUCAGCUUGCUGAUGCAAAGCAACCACAAAGGAAGCUUUAUAUUGCAGAUGCAAGACCUCGAAAAAAUGCCUUGGCAAAUAGUGCAAUGGGAGGUGGAUCAGAAUCCUCUUCUAAUUAUUUUCAUUCUGAGAUAGUUUUCUUUGGGAUAGACAAUAUACAUGCCAUGAGGGAUAGUCUUUCUCGGCUUAGAGACUACUUAGAUACUCAUGGUACAACUUCAUCAGAUGGAAUGUCGUCAUUCUUGAGACACGGUGGAUGGACUUGGGGUGGAGGUAAUCUCAGCAGCAUGUCUGCUUCUGUAUCAACGCUGGGAGACAGUGGUUGGUUAAUACAUAUUCAGAGUAUCCUGGCUGGGUCUGCUUGGAUUGCAGCACGUGUUGAUUUAGAAUCGGCAUCUGUCCUUGUUCAUUGCAGUGAUGGGUGGGACAGAACAACUCAGUUGGUCUCCCUUGCUAGUUUGUUGUUGGAUCCAUAUUAUCGAACUUUGAAUGGGUUUCAGGCAUUAGUGGAAAAAGAUUGGCUGGCAUUUGGUCAUCCAUUUUCGGAUCGCUUGGGAAUGCCAGCAAUAUCUGGAAGUGGUAACAUGGCUUAUGAAUUACCUCGGCAGUUUUCAACUGGAAGUCUCCCAUCACCAUCCAUGCGUCAAGCAUCAGGAUCAUUUACAGCUCAAACUCAAAGUUCUUCUCAUGCUCAAACUUCAAAUAACUGCUCUCCCAUAUUUUUGCAGUGGGUUGAUUGUGUUUCACAGCUCUUGCGGAUGUAUCCUUUUGCAUUUGAAUUCUCCUCGGUUUUCCUGGUUGAUUUCUUGGACUGUGUACUUUCUUGUAGAUUUGGAAACUUUUUUUGCAAUAGUGAGAAGGAAAGACAGCAAUCUAGCAUCCCUGACACAUGUGGAUGCUUGUGGAUGUAUUUGGCUGAUUUGCGGGCAUUAGAAGGAAAAGCUCAUGUGCACUAUAACCCCUUCUAUGAUCCAUCAAAGCAUACAGGGCCUCUGUUACCACCUGCAGCAGCUUUAGCCCCAACUCUAUGGCCUGAAUUCCAUCUCCGGUGGGCUUGCCCUUCAGAAGCCCUGUCAGGGGAGGUUGAAGCUAAAUAUAGGGGCAUGUCUAACAAAUUCUCUGAACUGCAAAUGGCAAAAGAACUGGCAGAAAAGAGAGUUAAAGAAAUGGCUGCUACCAUGGAGUCCUUGACUGCGGCAUUGCAAAAUGAGAAACAAAUCAGCAGCUCAGCAAUGAAUUUGGCCAGGAGUGCAAGCAAGGAAAGUGUUGCAAUAAAGAGAGCAGUACAGUCUCUCGGGUGCAAGGUUCACUUCUCUUGCAGUGGUGACUGUAUUGUUGACAUUGAGAGCAACUUGACAGCAAGUCCACAGAAAUUUAUGCAGUCUCCUUCAAAAAGAAAAUCAGAUGGAACCAUGCAGGAUGAUGAGAAAUCAGAUCUCUCCAUGCCGAUAGCAGCCAUGGAUGAUGAUACCAAUUCCGAUAAUCCAAUUUUUAGGAUUUGUGAAUCAUUAUGCCCAUUCCGCACACAAGAUGGAGGGUGCAGGUGGCCUGAUGGUUGUGCUCAAUUCAAAAAUCAAUUUGUUGGUAUCAAAGCAAACUUUGACGCAUUGGAUCGUCUCUCUAUUUAUGACAGUUAUUUUCACUGAAUGAAAAUAUUGGGAGUAUUUAUCUUAGCAGCAGCACCAACUUUUUGGCCAUGAUUACUGUCUGAGAGGACCUUUCUGAAAGAAACUAGACAAAGUUUUGUAGGAAACUCUUUGUUAGAACAGAUACAACAGGUAAAUAGCAGAGUAGGAUGUAGACGGACAGCGCAGGAAGAUGGACCAGGCAUCAGGCAUGUGUUUUCAUCAUACUGUGACAAUAUGGAGCUAGCUCUGGACCAUUUGGCUUUCUGAUAAUGGCAAGGACUAAGCCAGAAAGCUUAAAAAUGUUAAUGGCUCAAUAGCUGGUGGUGUCUUAAGCAGUCCUUAGAAACACUGCAUUGACACAUUCCCAUCCAUCUCCACAUUAUAUUCAACUGUGUACAGAUAUUUAGCAAGCAAUUGACUGUUGAAGAGGUCCAAUCAGGGUUCUUGUAGACCAGGAUGGUUGGAAAUAAAGUUCUGCAUUCUAGUGGUGGAAGCUCUGUUUCUUCUUCUUCUUCUUCCUGCUGGAGGAACAAACGAUGGAAGCUGUGUGUCAGUCAUAUGCUUACGUGUUAUAGUUGUAAAUAUGGACCGAGGCUACAUUUGUUGACAAUAUUGUGUUCGUUUGAUCGUAAUUAAGAAUAAAGAUUCAGAUGUAGAUUGGUGCAUGUUUGAAUAGAAUCAAGCUAUAUGGAACUGAGGAAUAGCCUUUGGUCUCCUGCCCUAGCAGGGUAUUUGAAGGCAAAAGUGGAUGCCUCUUUUAACAUAAAUCAGUCUUCUGGAGGUAUUAUCAUAAGGGACUAUAAAGGCGAUUUUCAAUAAAGCAAGAACAUGUCAAUUUUACUCUCCGGGGGUUGCUUGCAGCAGAGGCAAGUGUGGCUAGACUGGCUCUCUCAUGGAUAGAAAGACUGGAACUUGUGAUCUUGGGAUUGAGUUUGGUGCAUUGAACCAUGGGGGGUGUGGCCUUAUGAUGGAGAUGUCAAUUGGUAUUUUUUAACUCCAACUUGGUAUUAGUAAUGUAAUUGAUUGAUUGAUUGAUUGCAGUUGCGUGGGCACGCUGUGCGCGUGAUCCAUGCAACGGUUCUCUUUACACCGACAUUUUCUAUCAUUUUUCUUGGUCCUAGUCUCAUUAGGCUGUGUUUGGACUUUGGAGUGUACUGCCCCAAGGAAAGACGGUGUAAAUAAUCGUAAACUGUAAUAGUCACAAUCCACACUUUU